AUGGCCGGCCAAGCAGCCAACGAGUUGCUGUCGACACAAAAGGCGUCCGACUCGGGUAUCAAAGUCGUGUUGCACCCGCUACCCAUACUCGAGAUAUCCGAUUUGAUUGUUCGAGGGUAUCAGCGUGGAUUGAAAGGAGCUGUUGUCGGUGCGCUAUUAGGCCAACAGAACGGUCACGAGGUUACCAUCGAGCAUAGCUUCAGUUGCAAGUCGGCCAAGAAUGCCGAUGGCCUCUACGAGCUCGACGACAGUUGGUUUGGGCAGCGCUUAGAACAAAUGAAACUUGUUCACAAGAGCCCCGCGCUCGACCUCGUCGGCUGGUACUCUCUUGUACCCAAGGCCGGCCCCUCCGCCUUGCACCUUCCUAUCCACCGCCAGAUCAGCGCCCUCAACGAGUCGGCGGUUUUGUUGGGUUUCCACAUUGAAGACAUGCUGGCCCCAAGCUCCGGUGAUCCUUUACCAAUUACGAUAUAUGAGAGCAACAUGGAGGCCGAGGAUAGUAAAGAGGCCGAGGGCGAAGACCAAGAAAUGAAGGAUGCCGAGGCUGCCGCCAAGAUGGUCCUCCGUUUCAGGAAGCUCCCGUACGGUACGGACACCGGCGAGGCGGAGAUGAUCGCAAUGCAAUUUAUCCGUGAAGGCGGCGCCAAUGCCACCGUCGAUAACACCGAAAAGCAUAUCUUGGAACAAUUCGACAAGAAGAUCGCCGUGGAUGAUGGAAAGGGUAAGCGAAGGGCGGUUGCAUACGAUGAGAGCAGCAAGUCCAAAAAGGACACCGCCACUUCUACCGAGCCACCGGCAUCAAACCCCGACGCCAAUCUCAACCGCGCCGAAGCCGAGUACAUGUCCGCGCUCCAAGCCAAAUACAACGCCAUCAAGAUGAUGAAGUCCCGUCUUGCUCUCAUCAUCACUUACCUCCAAAACCUCCCUUCCGACUUUACAUCUGGCACGCAAACAACCACCGAAGCUGCCGAACUCGCCCGCGCUUCCAGCGGGCAGCACACGAUCCCGUCCAACAACAUCCUGCGGCACAUCCAGGCCCUAGUGAUCAACGCCGACCUCGUAGCCCCUGCCGAACAGGCCACAUUGGAACGCGAGAUCCAGCGUGAGACGAACGACGUCACCCUCCUCUCCAUGGUUUCCAACCUUGUAUCCACCGUGAACGAAGCCCGGGAGGCGGGGAAGAAGUUCCAAAUCGUGGAGUCUGCGCGGCACAUACGCCAGGGCCGGGCUCUCGCUGAUAGCAUACCACAGUACGAUCAGUCCAAGCUCGCCUCAGAGUAUAGUAUGGGGUCCUUUGGCCUUUCCUCCGCCACUGCCGAGUAUUAG
Chaetomium globosum CBS 148.51 is the source of this 1326-nucleotide messenger RNA. RefSeq lists its product as uncharacterized. Gene Ontology annotation, cellular component: COP9 signalosome. The transcript is spliced from 2 exons. Lineage: Eukaryota; Fungi; Ascomycota; Sordariomycetes; Sordariales; Chaetomiaceae. The record is from RefSeq and is a predicted model, not a curated record. Gene Ontology annotation, biological process: protein deneddylation. Gene Ontology annotation, molecular function: protein binding; metallopeptidase activity. The coding region runs from base 1 to 1326 and encodes 441 amino acids.